GUUGAUGCUCUGACGUCAGUUUGUGUCAACAGCAUGGGUAUAAGAGAGACGAGUGCUCCAAGGUCCCGGAGCUGUUUAUUGAGAGGAGGUCAAGAUGCGCAUUUUGAGUUUCAUCGCCAGCGUGCUCCUGCUGCUGACUUCCCUCAGCUUCCUUCACGGUGCUGAAUGGACGUAUAGUGGACCAACAGGACAGGAUUACUGGAGCAACAAAUACCCUUACUGUGCUGGUCCUUUCCAGUCUCCAAUAGACAUUACGUCAGACCUACUGAGGUUCAGUCCCACUUUACGUCCAAUUGAGGUGCGAAACUACAAACUGUCAUCAAAGGAACAACUCACUCUUAGAAACAAUGGGCACUCUUUGCGACUAUCUUUGCCCCCGACGAUGUACGUCUCCGGCUUGCCAAAUCAAUUCACUGCAGCCCAGCUGCAUCUCCACUGGGGCUCCUCCAAUUGGCCUACAGGAUCUGAACACUUGGUGGACAGCAGGCAGUUUGCAGCAGAGCUACAUAUAGUACAUUACAAUUCGGACAAGUACCCUGACAUUAACACUGCUAUAGACAAAUCUGAUGGUUUGGCGGUGCUGGGUGUCCUCAUUAAGAUUGGAGAUUUCAAUCCUGGCUAUGAACAGAUUCUGAGGUUUAUCAAUGGCGCCAAAUACAAAGAUUUCGAAGUGCAGGUACCUGGUUUUAAUAUUAGAGAACUGCUCCCUGCUAGUAUGGAUGAAUAUUACCGAUAUGAUGGGUCACUGACGACUCCUCCAUGUUUUCCAAGCGUGCUUUGGACAGUUUUUCGAAAUCAUGUCACCAUUUCUCACCAACAGUAUCUGGCUCUAGCAACGUCCCUAAUUGCUUCCAGUGUCCAGAAACCAGAGGUUAUCCCACUGAAUAGCAACUUCAGGAAGCCACAGCCCAUCAACAGCCGUGUUGUCCUGGUCUCUUUCAAGGAAGGCAGAGGACUGCAUGGUAUUCUUACAGUUUCACCUCCAUUCAUGAGGAAGCGAGUUGUUCAGCAGCUGCUGGCUGGCGACCUUGCAGACUUGGCAGAUGAAGGAUUGUAUCAGCUCCUACCGAGUGGUUCACAGGCAGUCCCAGCUGGCAAGAAAAAAGAUCCCAUGAGCCGGCAGAGUGUGACACUGGCCAAACCAAAACACCAAACUAAGAAUCCAUCUCUUUGGAAGAAGAGUCAGACCAACUGCUAUGUGGGAAAGCUGGGAAUGGCUGAAAACACGCUUUGCUACACUUCACUGGAGCAGAGCAUUUCCCAUCAGCUCAAACAGUCCCAAGUGGGGAAUGAGUUGGUUGAAGCUCUCAAAGACACAAUUUACCCAGAGCUCAACCUCAAGAGCUAUCUAGACUGCAAGUCAGAUUUAGCCCUCCCUACCAUUAGACGCAUUCUCUGCAGACGUCCAACGGAUGAGGCUUUGGAAUUGGAUCGCUCCCUGACAAAAGCUUCGAUGAAUCAUAAGACUUCAGUGGCAACUAAACAUGAAGGGUCAAGGACAAAGCAUGGUGGCCUUUCCUCUGCUGAUCCACAGAAACCUCUCAGGCAGUACCAUCCACAUCCUUGGCUUUUGCCAAUGGAGUGGGAAGACUAGAGAGAUUCCAGACAUAGCUCACAAAGUCAGUUUUGUAGCUGACAACAAUGAAAGACUCUUUUUGAUCCUUUCUUUUCUCCAAACCUGCCUUCACAUGAUGUAUUUAAUAAUUGUUAAUUAUGCACUCUCAGAUAUGUACGUGGUUAUAUGCAAAUUAACUCUGGACUAUAAUAUAUUAGUAAAUUAUGUCAUUUUGUUGCUUUUAGACGUGGUUUACAGCAUAUUUCUGGCUGACUUUUGGAUCAUCGAUAGCUCCUCAAAGUAGAUGAGGACAUAUUUUACAUAAGAUAUGUUGAGAAAUUGUGAAGCUGAAAUAUUUCUCCAGUUUAAUGACUUUGCAGUUAUCUUCGUAAAGAUGGUUUAUAGAGGUGUAGUCUUCUUUGGGUUCUCUAACAUUUUUUGUGACUUUUGGAAGCAAAGCAGUAAAAAGGGCUUGGAGUAAAAUGCUACUAUAAAAUCAAUAAAAUCAAAAUGCUACUCUCAAUAAAAGCACCUUAUUUGAAUGAAA
Messenger RNA from Gambusia affinis (western mosquitofish), 2102 nucleotides. It is a transcript of the gene ca12, whose product is annotated as carbonic anhydrase XII. Gene Ontology annotation, cellular component: plasma membrane. The transcript has 9 exons. Bases 95 to 1594 code for a protein of 499 amino acids. Gene Ontology annotation, molecular function: zinc ion binding; carbonate dehydratase activity. Lineage: Eukaryota; Metazoa; Chordata; Actinopteri; Cyprinodontiformes; Poeciliidae. The record is from RefSeq and is a predicted model, not a curated record.